CGCGCUGCCAACAUAUAAUUCAGCAGCCUGUGCGGGUAAAAUCGCCCAACAUGGCACCAUAAAACUGGGUAAAAAACACGGUUUCAUGCUCCAUAGGUGACCGGAGUCAGGCAGCUUUUUUCCCGGGAAACACCGCCGCCUGUGCGGGGUCUGGAGCGGCGACAAUGAGCUCGGAGCACCGGAGCGACAGCGAGGACGCGGCGGAGGAGGAGAGGCCCAACAGCGGCUCCAGCGACAAAGAGGAGGACCCCGACCUGGACGACUCGGAUGCGGAGGAUGAAAUCGCCCCGACAGUGUCUCCUUCGCCCCCGGGGAGCGGUGGGAUCAGGCCGGAGCGCAGAGCGAGGUCCGCGGCGUCAGAAGCGGGAGGAGAGCCGCGCUGCGAUCCUGCCGCGUCCACCGCGCCGCAGCCGGGGAGCGGCGAGACGGCAAGCGCGGAGCUCCGCAGCGGCAACAGUGUGUUCUCCUGGCUGCAGAGCAGGACUAUAAGACGGGGGGUGUUUGUGGACCCUGCCCGGGAUAACUUCCGGACAAUGACCAGUUUGUACUGCUCGAUGAACCCGGCCGCGGAGUCUGUGAACCUGAGCACUCAGACCCAUGGAGCGGUGUUCAACCUGGAGUACUCCCCCGACGGGUCGGUGCUGACGGUGGCCUGCGAGCAGACGGAGGUCCUGCUGUUCGACCCCAUCUCCUCCCGACACAUAAAGACUCUGACGGAGGCUCACGAGGACUGCGUCAACAACAUCAGGUUUUUGGACAAUCGUCUGUUCGCCACCUGCUCCGACGACACCACUAUUGCAUUGUGGGACCUCCGUAAGCUGAACUCGAAGGUGUGUUCGCUGCACGGCCACGCCAGCUGGGUGAAGAACAUCGAGUACGACACCAACACCAAACUGCUCGUCACCUCGGGGUUCGAUGGCAACGUCAUCACGUGGGACACCAACAGGUUCACGGAGGACGGCUGCCCGCACAAGAAGUUCUUCCACACGCGGUACCUGAUGAGGAUGCGCCUGACGCCCGACUGCUCCAAGAUGCUCAUCUCCACGUCCUCGGGGUACCUGCUGAUCCUGCACGACCUCGACCUCACGCAGUCUCUGGAGGUCGGCAGCUACCGCAUGCUGCGAGCCCGGAGGACCCCCCUCAGCUCGGACGGAGGCUCGUCAGCGUCUCGGUCGGCAGGAGCUCCUCGUCACGGAAACGACUCGAGCAAGAUCCACGCUCCCAGAGAAGGUCUGGCUCCCAGGAACAGUCUGGAGGUUUUGACUCCAGAGAUCCCUGGAGAGAGGGACAGAGGAAACUGCAUCACGUCUCUGCAGCUGCACCCGAAGGGCUGGGCGGCGCUGAUCCGCUGCUCCAGCAACAUGGACGACCAGGAGUGGACCUGUGUCUACGAGUUCCAGGAAGGCGCCCCCUCCCGCCCGCUGGUCUCCCCCCGCUGCUCGCUCCGCCUCACCCACUACAUCGAGGAGGCCAACGUGGGCCGGGGCUACAUCAAGGAGCUGUGCUUCAGCCCCGACGGGCGGCUCAUCUGCUCCCCGUACGGCUACGGCGUGCGGCUGCUGGCCUUCGACGAGAGCUGCGGCGAACUGUCCGACUGCCUGCCCGUGCAGACCUCCGUGCUGAGGGAGAUCCGCUCGCUCUACUCCCACAGCGACGUGGUGCUGACCACAAAGUUCUCCCCCACGCACUGCCAGCUGGCCUCAGGGUGUCUCAGCGGCCGCGUGGCCCUCUACCAGCCCAAGUUCUAACGGAAAGAACCGCGAUCUGCAGACCUGGGGCAGAAACACUGAUCAGGGUUCAUGUGCAAGUAGAGAAACGUCCAGAAAUAGAGUUGAUUUCUACGAUUUCUCUCCAUCAGCCCAAGUUCUAACAGAAAGAACCACAAUCUGCAGACCUGGGGCAGGAACACUAGUCAGGGCUCAAUCAGUCAAUCAAUCAAUCUUCAUUGGUUCAU
Molecule: messenger RNA, 1954 nt
Organism: Trematomus bernacchii (emerald rockcod)
Lineage: Eukaryota; Metazoa; Chordata; Actinopteri; Perciformes; Nototheniidae
Gene: wdr32
Product: WD repeat domain 32
Exons: 7
Coding region: 165-1748 (527 amino acids)
Cellular component (GO): Cul4-RING E3 ubiquitin ligase complex
Molecular function (GO): protein binding
Source: RefSeq, a predicted model, not a curated record